Ilex paraguariensis (yerba mate) is the source of this 1010-nucleotide messenger RNA. NCBI's taxonomy places the organism in Eukaryota, Viridiplantae, Streptophyta, Magnoliopsida, Aquifoliales, Aquifoliaceae. The record is from the annotation of a GenBank genome assembly.
CUACACCUUAAUUUGUAAAACGAAAAAGCAAAAGCCUUUCUGAUGUGAAAUAGGACAACAUAGUGGGGACUUAUCUUUGUAUCCUAGGAUUUUCUUUCUUUUUUUGUUUAAAGAUUGUGGCUCAUACAAACAGGCUAUUGGAUUAAUAUACAAGAGUAGUAGUAUUUGCAGUGUUCAAGCUCACAAAUAAUUUGUUCAUCUGUUGAUAUAUACUAGUCGGUGAGAUAACAAAAAGGUAAGAAUUGAUUGUAUUUGCUCAUGGCCAGAAUUGUUGAAGCAAAGAAGCCAAUUAUCCACCGCGAUGUGAAGUCAUCCAAUAUUCUUCUGACAGAGAGCAUGAGAGCAAAAGUUGCCGAUUUUGGAUUUGCAAGGCUUGGAGAUCAGGACUCUGAUAAAACACAUAUUUCAACCAAAGUGAAAGGGACAGUCGGUUACCUCGACCCUGAGUAUAUGAAGACUUAUCAACUCACCCCAAAAAGCGAUGUGUACUCAUUUGGGGUUUUAUUAUUGGAAAUUAUGACGUGCCGUCGGCCUUUAGAGUUGAACAGACAUGUUGAUGAGAGGGUGACGCUUAGAUGGGCCUUCAGAAAUUACAAUGAAGGAAAUGUCGCGGAGAUGUUGGACCCUCUAAUGAACGAAGCAGUAAACGAGGAGAUACUGUUGAAGAUGUUUGGUUUGGCAAUUGAUUGUGCAGGACCCAUGCGAUCAGAUCGCCCGGACAUGAAGACGGUGGGGGAGCAGUUGUGGGGAAUUAGAAUGGACUACCUAAGGAGAGGAAGGAGACAGUAGUAAGUGCAAAUUGGGGGUCGCUUUUCAAAUCUAGUUGUAUUGUAUUAGUAGUAAAGAAAAUACAUCUUUUCACAAAGCAUACUUGGCCUUCUCUUUGUUCUUAUUCCAUUUCUUACUUAUUCUAAGUUACAUGUUUGUGUUGUUUCUGAGUUAUGACGCCAUGCAUUAACAGAUCAUAUCCUCCACUUGAAGGUUGUUUCAGACAUGGUUUACUAGGAAAU